Molecule: messenger RNA, 3070 nt
Organism: Centruroides sculpturatus (bark scorpion)
Lineage: Eukaryota; Metazoa; Arthropoda; Arachnida; Scorpiones; Buthidae
Gene: ebo
Product: exportin-6-like
Exons: 21
Coding region: 1-2802 (933 amino acids)
Biological process (GO): protein export from nucleus
Molecular function (GO): nuclear export signal receptor activity; small GTPase binding
Source: RefSeq, a predicted model, not a curated record
AUGAGUGGUGCUUAUGCACAGGCUCUGAAUGAAUCACUAAAGACUUUGGAGACUUUGAUGAAUGAAUUUUUUGAUGAGAAUACAUCAAAUGAUAGAAAAAGAGAAAUAGAGAUUUCAUUGAAUGAUUUUAAUAAUGAACAAGGAGUUUGGAGGCAUUGUUUAUACUUUUUGUCCAACACACAAAAUGAAUAUGUCAUGAUGUUCUGUCUUAAUGUAUUAGAGAAUAUAAUAAAGGAACAAUGGAUAAGUAUGCUGGGUACAGAAAAAGGAGAAAUCCGAAGUGCCACUUACCAGUAUUUACUUGCCUGCCAUCAGAAUGUGCCACUCUCCAUUCGAAAUAAAUUAGGAAAGUUAAAUGUUGACAUAGGUCGUUUAGAUUGGCCACAUUUCUAUCCAGAAUUUUUCAGUAAUAUUUUACAGUUAGUACAAUCAACUGAAACAGCAUCUCUUGGACUUAUGUUACUACAGACAGUAUCAGAAGAAUUUGCAUUUCCUAGAGAUGAUAUUAGCAUUUCCAGAAAAGAAGAGCUUUACCGUUUAUUGGCAGAACAAGUUCCAAAUAUACUAAAUGUUGUUGGAGGACUUCUUGACUUAGUCCUAGAAAAACAUCAUUGUUUAGCAACAGCAACACCACCUCCAUCACCAACUCAUGGUCAAGAUUCAGAUUUGUCACCAUUCAACACUUCUCUUUAUCCAGGUAGUUUGUUGCAUAGUAUGUUCAAAUCAUUGUCAAAUAAGAAUUUAUCUCAAUCAAUACCCAUUCUCGAUACUGAAUCUUAUCAACUUUGUGUUCAGGGAUUAAAUUGUUUGUCUCAUUUCUUCAGCUGGAUUCCAUUAUCUAUGCAUAUUAAUUCAUCUCUUCUGACCACCAUUUUCCAAUUUGCCAGUUUUGGAUGUGAUUCUCUUCUUUCACACAAUCAGACUAUGACAGGAAAAGACAUACAAUCUACUCUAAAGAAAGGUGAAUUGGGAAUGCUAGCAAUGGGUUGCAUAAAUGAAAUUAUGUCAAGGAAUUGCAUUCCAUCAAAUUUUGAUGAUUUCCUACUUCAGAUGUCUCAGUAUACAUUUUAUUUACUUCAACAAUUAACGAAAGAUGAAAACACUACUUCCAGUACAAACAACAAUCGUUUACUUGAACUGGAUGAAAAUUACAUUGAAAAAUUUACGGAUUUUCUGAGAUUAUUUGUUAACAUUCACCUUCAGAGGUUUGAAAGCAAUGCUCAAUUUUCUGUUAUAGAAUUUCUGUCAUUACUCUUCAAAUACACAUUUCUUCAGCCCACACAUACUGGUUUCUUCUCCUGUUUGGAAAUUUGGGGAACAUUUUUAGAUUAUUUGACAAUUCAAUUAAAAAAUAAUCCUUCCAAUCAUUCUGCAAUCAUAAACAGGAAUCCGAUUUCUUACAAGUCGUUCCAAUCACAGCCCGACAUGUGUAAAGUACCAGAAAAAAUUGCACACAGUGCCUGCCACUUGCUGAAAUCUGUAACUUCAGUGAUUCGUCCUUCAUUUCUCUGCAACUUGGAGUCAAUUCAACAAUUGUAUGCCAUUGUUUGCCAAGGAAAAUUGAAUCUUCCAUUAGAGAGCCAGAAACUUGUUCACCGUUCCAUUUCCAACAUCUUACUCUUACCCUGGCCAAAUGUAUCUAAUGAUGAGCAACAGUGGGAAAGCAGAUACUCGCGUUUUGAAGAGUUUGUGAAAUCGAUCACGUCAUCAUUCAGACAAAUACAACAUGCGCCAAAUUUUAGCAUCGACAAAUACGUUCAAGAACAAGCCAAACCAGUCAUCAAAUGGACUAUCAGUCUUCUUCACGACAUGAUUGUGAAUUUCUUAGAAGCCACAACUAAGACGAAGCAAUUGUGCUUCAAAGCUCUUCAAGAAAACAUAGAAAUUGCAGUUUCUUUGGUUCCAAUAUAUUUAAACUUUCCAGAUGUCGGUGAAGAUAUUUUAGAUUUUUUUCUGAUGGCAUUGAAAGUUUUUAAGAGUCAAAUGGGAAUUGCUUUUGUCGAACAGACCAUUCAGAAAUUUCUCAGUUUAUUUACGAGAGACCAGCUGACAGAUUGCAUUUUGAGAGAGGGGAGUGCAGGGUGUCACGUUGUAGAAAAAUUCUUAGAAGUUCUACAACAGAUUGUUAAAGAUCCAGUUCCUGGUUUCAGAUCAUUCCUUAUUAGCAUUUUAAAUUUUUGCAUGAACGAUAUAUAUCCCAUUGUGGCUGAUUCUCAAUCUUUUGAGAUCAAGCAGGUUCUUUUUGAAUUGUUAUAUCAAAUCCUAGUUAACAACUGGAGAUUUUUCUUCAAGAGCGACAUUGUUUCCAAUUUGAGUCGACCUGGAAACGACACCAUAGAGAACAUUGACUACUUCACUAAAAUAAUGGAGGCUUACGGACAAACAUUCCUUCAGCACGAUAUCACGCUGUUUCGACAGAAUCUUCAGGCAUUGGAGAAUCUUAAUAAUAAAUGGAAAUUAUAUCAUAAGACCUUGUUUAAGAACCUAAUGAUAAAUCAGUUCCUCAACGUGUUGCUUCAAGCUCUUAUAUAUAAAUCGCACGAACUACUCUAUGACGACAUCUGCAUCACUAUCUAUAACAUGGCUUCGGUGAAUUUUGAAAAUUUUUACACAGUGUUUCUUCCACACUUUUUAGAAAAUUGCUCUGGGUUAGAUAAUAGCCAGAAGUCCAUACUGGGUCAAAAUUUCAAAUACGAAAAGGAUUUGCCGACUUUCACUCAGAUCUUGCACAGAUUCAUUAAUGACCUCCGUUACUAUCAUCUUUGUAAUCGGAGCCUGCCUCUGGGCUCUCUGGGUCUCUGACAGAGGAAGUCGGAGUUCGAUGUCGUUUCGUGCUCAAAAAAUUCUUUGUACUCGUAAAAGUUGCUUUUUUUAUAUGUCCCGAAAACUAGAAGAAUGAACCAGUUACGGGGACCAAUCAUUCGUUGCAUUUUUUAAGAGAAAGCGAAUCUGCUUUGGCGCGUGGACAUUACCGAUCGAUGCAUGUCGGAAUUUUCUGUAUUUAAUUACUAAUUUUCCAUUGUACAUGAUUAUUUAUAUCAAAGUAAUGAAAAUGUCACUCAUUUAUACA